Lasiodiplodia theobromae is the source of this 2511-nucleotide messenger RNA. Its product is annotated as Decapping enzyme dcp2. Gene Ontology annotation, biological process: deadenylation-dependent decapping of nuclear-transcribed mRNA; nuclear-transcribed mRNA catabolic process, nonsense-mediated decay. Gene Ontology annotation, molecular function: 5'-(N(7)-methylguanosine 5'-triphospho)-[mRNA] hydrolase activity. Gene Ontology annotation, cellular component: cytoplasm; P-body. The transcript has 2 exons. NCBI's taxonomy places the organism in Eukaryota, Fungi, Ascomycota, Dothideomycetes, Botryosphaeriales, Botryosphaeriaceae. The record is from RefSeq and is a predicted model, not a curated record. Bases 1 to 2511 code for a protein of 836 amino acids.
AUGAGCCUGAAGCAAUUCUGCCUUUUGAUCUUCCAGCAUUGCCCACUCUUCUCCGAGUAUGCCGAAACCUACUAUUCCGCUGCCUACUCUGAGUUCCUGGCCUACAAGACCCGCGUCCCGGUCCGUGGCGCGAUCCUGCUCAACGAUGCCAUGGAUCAUGUGGUUCUUGUCAAAGGAUGGAAGAAGGGGGCGAGGUGGAGCUUUCCAAGAGGCAAAAUAAACAAAGAUGAAGAUGACCUUGACUGCGCUGUGCGAGAGGUCUACGAGGAAACGGGAUUCGACGCGAAGGAGGCUGGUCUGAUCAAGGAUGCCUCUCAGAUGAAGUACAUCGAGGUUUCAAUGCGAGAGCAGCAUAUGCGGUUGUACGUAUUCCGCGGCGUCCCCAUGGAUACCUAUUUCGAACCACGGACCCGUAAAGAGAUCAGUAAAAUUUCAUGGUACAAGAUCUCCGAGUUGCCGACCUUGAAGAAGAAGCAAAACCAAGGACACGUAGCUGGGGAAAACUUGUACAAGGAGAACAUGUUCUACAUGGUGGCUCCUUUCCUCGGCCCCUUGAAGAAUUGGAUCAAACAGCAGAACAAACUUGCUCGUCGUAGCCAAGCUGCACAAGCCGCUGGUGCAUUGACCGCUGGAGAGGAAACCGCUGCUGAUGAGUCGGCCGUUGAGGGCAUAGCUCAGCACCGCGUGUCUCCAGACACCCAUCUAGAGUCCUUGAUUGCAGGAUUGCGCCAGUCCAAAGUUGAACCGGACACGACGAACUUGCCUGAAGUUACAACCGCACCGGAGCCCGCGCCAGAUCCUGCUUCUGCCUUGAAGCGCUUGCUGAGUAUCAGCGGCCAAGGAGGAAUGCCUCCUCCGCCGCCUGCUUCGGCUUCGCCCAACCCUCUCCUGGCACUUCUUCAAGGCGGACAGGCGCAGCCGAUACCCAUGCCGGAUUCGUCCAGCAUUCCCAUAACGCCUUAUGAGCAGAUCAGUUCCAACCCGAGCCAGCCGGAGGCUCCUCAUCACCCACCACCUCGUGCACCACCCCAGUUCUCCAAUAUGGCUCCGCCGCCUCACUUUCCGUACUCACCGGCUCAUCAAGCACCCCAUCCACAUAUGGCCAUGCCGCAGCCAGGUAACGGUUACUUCGGCGGUGCGAUGAAUAUGCCUCCGCCUCCAGUCCCGAACAUGAGGCCACCUCUUCAGCAGAAUGUUGCUACUUGGCACCCGCAGCCUCCGUCGUACCCUCAGCAAGAUUUCCCCCAGCAGGGAUUUCAGCCACAACCUGGCGCUCCGCCAAGGCCGUACCAAAGGACAGGCGACCCGUUUGCCCAUGGCACACCGACUUCAGCUCCAGUGGCCCCGGCAAUUCCGCCGCCAUCGAAGCUCCCUGCGCCCAAGCUCAAUGCACACACCCUCAGCCUUCUCAAUGCGUUCAAGGGCGAACAACCCGCGGCUCAGCAGCCGUCUCCGCAGCCAGCUCUCAAGCCGUUCACCGCGGCUUCGGAGAUUUACAACUCCAAUCGUCCUCACCACCAACAGUCUUCUGCAGUUAUCCCAGAGCUGUCUCAGGGCAGGCCUAACGAGAUGGCACCGGACAGCAACUACAUAGAUGGCCAGCCUCCUCCGGUUGCAUUUGCCAACAAGCCAAGGAGCGCACAAGCGGAUACCUUGCUAGGCCUUUUCCGAAAGCCCUCAGUUUCCGGUCCUGUCUCACCUCCGCAAGAGAUGCCUGCGCAGAGUCUGGUUCCUGAACCAGCCGAACUCUCAGCGCAGAGCCCGAGCAUUGACCGCCAGAAGCUUGCGCAACCUAGCGAGUCUCCUGCACACCCUGUCGGCAUGACGAAUCACAACAAGGCCGGAGAGACGUCAGCUACUGUAUCUGGUCCUUUCAAUGCCCCGGACUUCGACCAACUGCGCAAGCACACUAAGGUCUCGCAGCCGAACGGACGUGCCUCACCGAGGGCUCAGGGAAGGCCAGCAUCUAGGCCUGAGCGCCAAGCAACCCCGCAGUUCUCUAUACUGUCGCGCCCGCGUCCGGAAGCUUCUGUAACCCCCAGCCCAAAGCAUACGCCGUCAGUUCCAGUUCAGCGUAGGGACACCAAUUCACCAAGGAAUGUUUUGGAGGCUCCCAAGCCGUUCGCUCCUCAUUUUACGCCUCAGAUACUCCGUCGUCCUCAGAAUGCUAUGUCGCCAACCUCUUCGAGACUUCACUCGUUCGAUCGCAGGGAGAGUGCAUCUUCGGAUCAGAAAUCUGCAUUGCUUUCGCUGUUUAACAAGCCGCAGACGCACAGCCCCAAGGCUUUCACAUCUGGCAUCAUGAGCCCCGUGAGCCCGCUGCCCGAGAAGCAGCAUGGGUCGAACGGUAGUGGCGACAGGUCUCGCAUCAGCAGCAUCGCGUCGGUUCCUGGAGAUGGUCUUGGAUCUAGGAGCGCUAGGGGUAGUGUCAGCGGACAGCCCACUACGCCGGUGGACAAGAGCUUCCUGCUGGGAUAUCUGAAUGGUGUUGUCAAGGAUGCGGGAAAAUAA